Messenger RNA from Podospora anserina S mat+, 993 nucleotides. RefSeq lists its product as uncharacterized. Lineage: Eukaryota; Fungi; Ascomycota; Sordariomycetes; Sordariales; Podosporaceae. Bases 1 to 993 code for a protein of 330 amino acids. The transcript is spliced from 3 exons. The record is from RefSeq and is a predicted model, not a curated record.
AUGUCGUCAACACACGACUCCAAGCCGAUAGAGGUUACCUCCUCAGCGCAGUUCCAAACCAUCUUGCAAACCAAUGCCUUGGUUGUCGCAGACUUCUAUGCCGACUGGUGUGGCCCUUGCAAGGCGAUCAAGCCCAUCUUCGAGAAGGCGUCCGAGGAGCUCUCUCACGAAAACGUCUUGGCCUUCAUCAAGGUCAACACCGACACCCAAAAGGACAUUGCCCAGGCCUACAACGUCACCUCUCUGCCAACCUUUAUCUAUUUCCGAAAUGGCCAGAUUACCUCCCGGGUGAAAGGGGCAGAUGUGCAGAAGCUCUCGGGCAUGCUUGAGACCAUCCGCGGGCAUUUUCAAGAGGCUAUCGAGAACCCUGGAGGAGCCGCCGGAGGGUCAAGCAGUAGCGGUGCGACCUGGAGAGGUGCGGAGCUGCCUCGCGGCUACACUGAUAUCACAGAUCAGAUCGAGAUCAACCGUUGCGAGCUUCUGAACGUUGAGUCUGGCCCAGAGGGUGUGCGCACCCUGCUUGACAAGUCCAGGCCAAGUGCGCUGUCAGGGCAAAAGAGUGCCACAAAGGACUGGGUGGAAAGUGACACGGAUGAGCAGCUGAUGCUCUUUUUGCCUUUCCAGGCCAUGAUUAAGCUACACACUCUUCAGAUCACCUCAUUGCCUCCCUCUGAUGAUGACGAUGACGAAGCUCCCAUGCGACCCAAAACCAUCAAGCUGUUUACCAACAAGUCGCAUAACCUCGGGUUUGACGAGGCCGAGGACAUGAGUGCCACGCAGGUCAUCGAGCUCUCGGAGAAGGAUUGGAACCCGGAUGGCACAGCCAACAUCAGUUUACGAUAUGUGAAGUUUCAGAACAUCAACAGUCUGGUGUUGUUUGUGGUGGACGGGGACGGUGACAGCGAGAAGGUGAGACUGGACCGUGUCCGGUUAGUUGGCGAGGCUGGGGAGAAGCGUGAGAUGGGCAAACUCGAGAAGAUCGGUGAUGAAUAG